CCUAUUUGACUUGGUAUUUUAUGAAGCCAAGACUAUGAGUGCUAAUGGAGCACCAUAUUCAUACUCCAACCAUACUCUCGAGAAAGUGGCGAAAGCCAAAGCGACGCUUGAAAGCUUCUACGCCAACCUCAUCACACAGCACCAAGAAAGAAAAAACAGGUUUGCACUUCCAAAACAACGUUAACAGUUCCUGUUCUAAUCUCCUCGUUUUUUGUAUUACCUUCGAGAAGAGAUAUGUUUUGGUUGCUCAGAUAUAGAAGUCAUUUUUACGAGAGACGUGUAGAAUGUUGCUCACUUGAAGGUUUAACCUUAAUUGCAUGCACGAUAUUUUCGUUACAGAUGGAAAGUUUUGGAGAUGAAUAUGCAACAACAAGGUUUAACGGAAGAAGAGGUUUGUACGUGCUUCCUCAGCUACUUUUUCAAAAUUUAUCCACUGAUACUUUUUUCAUACUUGUUUAAAGCUAACAAACUGCUUUAAACUUGAGGCUUUUUAAGCUUUUAUCCGAAGACAUCGUGAAUAUAAUAAUCAGACUCGAGAGCAUCAAUUCAAUGUUGUCUUUUAUACUUGAAAAUCGUUACCUUAAAAAGAACUGUUUUCUGGCGAAUGAUUGCUUAAUUAAAUCCCGUUGACGGGACAGUACAUUUUCUCAAUCAACAAUGAAUUCAACCCCUUAAAAUCCAAGUAUUUAAUAGAAAAUGUCCUUAAAUGGUUUUCGAACUAAACAUGUUGAAAGCUUUAAGUGGUUUUCGAAUGUAAAUUUUGCUGUAUUCCACUUAUCAUUGUAAAUUCAAAAUUUAAUGUUGUUAUGUGUUUACAUUUUUGUUACGUUAAUUCAGUCCCGAUACAAAUAUCUCCUAGUUUUAAAGACGAUUAAAGAUAUUGUACCAUUCAUCUUGGAAUAACAUUUCAACCGUAUAAAUAAUGUCGCACUAUUUUUUCCAAUAGCAGAGAACUAUUCUCAACAUUUUACAUAACAACCUUUCUUGUCAAAGUUAUUUUCCAUAACAAUUAUAUGACACAGCAUGAAUGGUCUUAGCUGGUGGAAAAAUGAAGCAGUUUACACUCUAAAAAAACAAGUUGUUUUGUUACUAAUUUGUCAGUUUGCCGUACAAACUCUUGAAAUGUAGACUUGUCACAACAAUAUUUUUUGUUUCAGAUUAUUUGUUCAAAACUCCUAUGUUUCUCUACCACUUUUCUAAAAUAAUAUUAUUCAGACAAAUGUUAAUAAGCAUGCUGUAUUGUAAAACAAAAGAAGUUUGAAUUUUUUUUCUUGUUGUUACAUUGUCCCAACAUCAUGAUGCAAAUAAGUGAAUUUUGUAAGGAGAUUAAUGAGGAUCAUUUUCACUAAGUAGAUUUUGCAUUUGUUGUCCCCCAAGAAAAUCAUUGUUUCUUUCUAAUUAAUUGAUCCCUAUUAAUAAAUAAGUUUAGGUCGGUGAAGCUCAAUCUGAAUAGAUUCCAAGUGUGACACUAAACCACAUAUGGAACAAAAAACAAUAGGAAGAAAGCUGAAGUUUUAUUUGAAGGUUUCUAACCCUUUUCUGAUAUUAUCAGACUGCAGAAGAAUCAGUACACAGCAAGGGUCCCUCGAACAGCUGAUGAUAAAUCUUUAAUUAAAAUAUCUCCUUACUUGCAAAAUGUUAGUGAAUGCCUGUUCUUUGGUCUCAGAGCCUUAUAUUUUGAGCAAUUUCCUUCACCUUCAAUUUGAUGUUGUCAUAAAAUAUUUCUUGAAGUAUUGGCCAUGAUUUUUUACUUGACCCUUUUAUAGCCCUAAUAUCAACAUGAAAUUCUCUGCACUGUACUCUGCACAUUUUCUGAAUUUGGUACAGUUGUACAAAUCAUACAUUUUUGUCAAAAAUCAAGAACCCCUUUAUUCUUCUUACCAUCAUUUUCAAUGAAGCAAUGAUGUUAUCAGUAUUAUCUUCUCUCCAUAUCCCUAAAAUUGUCCAAUUCAAGACCCCAUUGUUCUUCUUGUUACUGACAUUGACUGACGUUUCGACAACCUGUGCAAUAGUCAUCUUCAGAGUCAAAGAUAAUGACUGUGACUCUGAAGAUUGACCACCACACGGGUUGUCAAAAUGUCCGACAUUGUCAACAACAGUCCUACUCAGGACUAUGUUUUAUACCCAGAUGAUCAUGCUCAACCUACUUAAGAAAAUAAUGAAUCCUGGGUUGAAACCUUUCACAGAGAUAGGUACUGAUAACUGCUAGUGCUUUAAAACUUUCAAAUACAGAAUGUCUCACUCUUGUGAAGAAAUAUGCUGCAUGGUCUCACAAGAUUUGCUUGCUGGGAAAGUAACUUUUUAAGCUUGCUUGUCCAAAGGAUAAGAAUCUAGGCAAGAAAUCAUUAACUAACACAAGCAAGCAAUGGCUUAGGGCAAGCAAAAUAUGAGACCUACUUGUCUAAAGUACAGGCUGGAAUUCCAGAACCUUCAAAACUAAGAGAACAGAGAAAAAAAACACCAUCUAAUCCUACUUUUGUUGUCUUAUACAAUUGCACCCAGUACCCUAAAAAUGUUGUGUCUUUGCUUACUCUUAUUGAUCAUGGAAUAAACACAUGUAGAUACCUGUUAUUAACAGACAAAGAUGUAUUUUCUUGUUCAUAGAAAAAAGAGUCAAGAAGCCACCUUGCAAAGAAAGAAACAGAAUUUCUAAGACUUAGACGAUCCAGGAUUGGGAAGGAAGAUUUUGAUUCUUUGAAAGUUGUAGGAAGAGGAGCUUUUGGUGAGGUAAGUAAGUGGGCUGUAUGUGAAAAAAAAAUCUGGGAAAAAAGUUAAAACACUUUAGUUCACAUUUAUAAUGGAUAAAAGAAAUUUGCCAGUCACUCUUUCUCAUAACAAAAAAACCUUAAGCUUUUCUUUAAGGAGAGGCUGGGUUAUCCAUUAAUUUGGGGACCAAAGUCCGCCAACACUCUUGAGACCCAAAUAUUUUUAAAAAGACAUGUGGGUCCUAGGAUCCACGUUUAAAAUUGUAAGUAAUAAUUGUCAUCAGUAAUAAUUCAAACCAAAGUUUUUUACUCUCAUUUGAGUAUCUAUUUUGUGAGGUUUGUGUUGCCACUAAUAAAAUACAAGAGGGCACAAGACAUGUUGAUUCAAUGAGAAGUUGUUUCGUCUUAGAGUAGAUAAUGUAUUACAUGGCAAAUAAUGGCAGGGAAGCCUCAACAGCUGUGGGCCAAAGUUAUGGUGAUCACCAUACAACCGUCAUGAUUAAUAUCACAAAUUAUUUGCUCCUUCUCUUCUCAGUGAGCCUGCUAGAUGUGGAUGCAGCAGCUAUAACCAUAACCCUUAGCAGCAUAAUGUUAUCUAUGGUGCGCUUCAGUUCAAAAAGGCCCAUAUUAUAAUAGGGUUAUCAGCCACUGUGUAUGAAAUUUUGGAUCUUGUCUUAAAUCCUUUUAUGUUGCCAAUUGCAACUUGGAGCACCAGGGAUACAGCUUUUGUUGCAAGGCUUUUCUGGAAUACACUGAUUGAAUAUACAUUCUUCAAUAUUAAAUUUCCUUUUAGGUGCGUUUAGUUCAAAAACAUGACACAGGCCAUGUCUAUGCUAUGAAGAUCCUGAGAAAAGCAGACAUGCUGGAAAAGGAACAGGUGAAAUAGCUGAAAAUAUUCAUUUAUUUAUUUAACAUCUUUUUUUCUGGUGCACAUAUUCACGGAUUCUUUGUUUUUGUUGGUUGUGAACCUAAGGGCUAGACCAGCACCCAAAAACAGUACUUUUCUUUGUAAACUAUGUUAGAGGAAGCAAAUGCAUGUAUUGCCUAGAAAUUUAUGUAAUAAUUAGGAAAGGCUUAAAUUGUCAUUAUGCAGGUUCUCAGGUUCUCUUUGUUUUCAGAGUUUUUCUAUUAAUGUCAUAUAAGUUUUUGAAGUUGUUCUUUUUUUUUUCUGCAUUUUACUCCCUACAGCCCCCCGAAAUGUUUUCACAUUUUAUUUACUUAUUUAUUUUUAUGAAAAGGUCUCACAAAAUUACUCAAUUUCUUAAACCGUUAAAACAAUAAAUAUAGUAUCUAAGGUUUGUGGGAAAGCAAUAAGUACAAAUAUGAAAAGGCUAUAUUUGCCCUGAAAAACAGCGUUUAAAUUACAUUUGUGGGUAAACUAGUUGAAACACUUGGGAGAAAGUUGGUAUGUUCAUGUUUUUUAAAUUUUAUUUUUCUCUUUACAGGUUGCCCAUGCUCGUGCUGAGCGAGAUAUUCUAGCUGAAGCAGAAAAUCCAUGGGUGGUGAAGAUGUACUACUCCUUUCAGGAUGGGCAGUAUCUUUAUUUAGUCAUGGAGUUUCUUCCCGGUGGUAAGUUUUAUUAGCUAGUUUACGCUGUAUAAAACAACACUACAGAAUUAAACAAAAAAUAAAUGUUAUUCAGGGGAAUAUUAAUCAUGGUGGAAAAAGUGAAUAAUAAAACUGGUAGAUUAUAGACAACAAAAAAAUUGAAACUGAAUUUUAAAUUACAGGUGAUCUUAUGACAAUGCUUAUGAAGAAGGACACAUUCACAGAUGAUGAGACAAGGUUUUACAUUGCUGAAUCAGUUCUUGCAAUUGACUCCAUCCACCAAGUUGGAUUUAUUCAUAGGUGGGAUAUUGAUUUGUAAUUUUAUAGGUAGCUUAAGCAAAGGUUUUUGGUUUUUUGAUGCUUCCAAAUUCUUUGCUAUGCUAUGUUUCUUCACACUGUGGUAUAGAGACAAUCUGCCCAAAAAUGGGUCAAAACCACUACCCAAGAAUGAAAUUUUGUUCUUCCUUCCUUAGGUGACUACAUUGUACUGGUAAUGUUGCAUGUAUUGUAAGCUUAUGUUAUUCUACGGAUUUAGUUUUAGAAAAGACUCUUUAUUUCUCUACAGGGAUAUCAAGCCAGAUAAUUUACUUUUGGAUAGCAAAGUAUGUGAUUAAGUUUUUUUUUGGUUGUGUUUUGUUUUGUUUUAAUUUUGUUUUAAUGUGCUUUGGUGAAUAAAAUAGAUUAAUAUUGAUUUGAAAUGAAUGAAUUGAUAAAUACCUAAAACCAAAUUUAACCUAUAUUAUUUCAACCUAUCUUCGGUCCCCAGCUCUCUUGUUUAACUUUUUGUUCUUGUUGUUCUUGUUGUUCUUGUUGUUCUUGUUGUUUUGGCUUCUGAAGAACUUCCUCUUGGGUGAAGAUGACGUACUUAGUCAUGCAUGUUUAAAGCCUGUACACAGCUAAAAUUUGUUACUCAUCUCUGUGACUGUGACAGAGAUUUCAUUUUAAGACCUGUGCUCCUUUUAAUUAAUGUGCAUGAUAAUUAAGUUUGUUUUUGCGUGUUGGCCCUUCUCUAGGUCUUUUUCCAAAUUCCAUCAUUAGCUAAGGGAUGUAGGAGAUGUGUCACUUGGACAUGCUACCACUAUUAAAAUAAUCAAAAUCAUUUUUUAUAUCACAUAUGUUUAAGUCUCUAUGACGUUAAAAAAUAAUAUUGUAAUAAUAAAAAUAAUAAUACAAAUGAUGAUGAUGAUGAUGAUGAUGAUGAUGAUGAUGAUUAUAACAGUAAUUAUUAUUUUUAAAUAAAUAUUGAUUUCUAUUGUUCUUCGUUUGUAGGGUCACAUCAAAUUAGCAGAUUUUGGUCUUUGCACAGGCCUCAAGAAAGCACACAGAACAGAAUUUUACAGAGAAAUAUCACCUAGUGAUAUGAAGGAUUUCAGUAAGAAAAAUACAUUCUGAGAGAAUUCCAGGCAGAAGCGACAUGGUGAUUGGCGCAGUCAGGGUUUCACACCAUGUGUACUAUACUGUUUGACCAGGAAUCAUGCACUUCUGCAUUGUGGAAUUAAAUUUUAGUCAGAUACUUUAAUAAUAAUAUUGAGGAAACAGCAGUGUUCCAGCCAGAGUGCGCCAUUGCGUGAAUCCCGCAAAAGAUCGAGAGAUGGCCCCCUCCAAAAGCGUUCAAGGGCCAUUAUGGCCCUUUCCUUUUUUAAUUGCCUGGGCUUAAAAAUUAAUGGUCUCUGUUACUUCAACUACAAUAAUUUUCCAAUUAAACAGAAUUUUUAAUCUUAAGAACAACGACUCCAUACCUUUGUACACAACAUGAAAAUCAAUCGAUGAAUCUUCUUGAGUUUACCUGAUUUACCGUGAGUGGUCUGGAGACCACUAAGCCUCGACUUGGCUUUUGUAAUAUCGCAGAAGCUUAUGGGUAUCCAUCAUGGCCUCUUGAAAAAGGAUAAACCUGACAAACGCAUCUUUGAGGUCUAUCAUGCAAAAGUUUUUUCUCAGAAGUAACGAAAAAGUGGAUGGAGACGAAGCAGUUCAGAAUAAGCGAAUGAAAGCAGAUAAGCUUCAGAUAAACUGCCAUUUUCAUUUCCUUAACUUUCCAACUGCUUCUUCUCUUUUGCAUAUUAGAGAGAUACUGGUACAUUGGCCCUUUCUUGAAAUAUCUGGCCCCCAAAAGUGGGUUGUAGGGGCCGCUUUGGCCCUCAAGCACAAUUUUCUGGCUGGAGCACUGAACAGUAAAGGAAUAAAUGAUACAAAUGUGUUAAUAAUGUUAGUUUGACUGUCUCUAAUAAGAGUAAUGAUGCACUUCCCUUAAUUACGAGCCUUAAAAGACCUUUGAUACAGUUCUACUUUGUGGAAGUCAGUAAGUUUAAAAAUUAGACAGUAAUAAUAUGAGGAAACAGUAUAAAGGAAGUAAUAAUACUCAGGGUUGUCACUAAGAUUUCAAGUUGCCGGGUAAAUAGGCGGGGAAUCAAACGGCUAGGGAUUUCUUUUGGUUCCAUUUUCCUUCUAUUUUCCAGUAAAAGUAGCCGGGGAAAAUCCCCGCCCCCUGGCUCUUAAUGACAACCCUGAAUACUGUAAGUUAAUUUCACUGCAUUUCUCUAUUCUUUCCCUCUCAGCAUCUGCUCAACCAUUAGAUACAAAAGGGAGAGCAGCAACAUGGAAAAAGAACAGACGACAGUUGGUAAGUUAAAAGAAGACUAGGGUUCACUGAUAUGCUGGUAAUUUAUAUCUGAAGUGUGUUUACCAUCAUUGGUUUGCAGAUUUUUAGAUUUAUUCAUGACUAUUCAUAGUGACUGUUGCUUUUCUUGUCUCACUGUAGGCCUACUCCACUGUGGGAACACCAGACUAUAUCGCUCCAGAAGUGUUUCACCAAACUGGUUAUAAUAAGAGCUGUGACUGGUGGUCACUGGGAGUUAUCAUGUAUGAAAUGCUUAUAGGUAUGCAACAGCAAGGCCAUGGAAUAUUCACUUACUGCCUACCUAUUAAUUAUGGAACUCUGAUAGGGUAAAAUUCUGACUUACAACAUGGCCUUGAGUCAGAGAUGAAAUGGCAGCAAACAACAUAAAGAUGAGUUAAUACACCAAAGAGUCACAUCCUACUCUUCAAAAUAUGAAACGGCCACAUCUGAAAUUCAGAACAGGGACUUACGUACCUGUGAAUGUGUGUUUUCUGAAUUCUUUAGUCUUAUGGUAUGUAGUGUCUACACCAAUUCAAUGAGAAUUGAUCAUCUCUAAUUUUUUUUCUUUCCAGGUUAUCCACCAUUUUGCUCAGAAAGUCCUCAAGGUGAUUUCACAGAGAACCAAUAGUAUUUUUUAGAGUGUUCACCACUUUACAGCCCUUGUAAUCCCAGAAAUAUUUGCUAUAAUUGGAAUUAUAGUUAAAACAAUGACCUGACGGUAAAUUUCCCUUAUGCCAUAUGUUUGUUUUGUUUUCCAGAAACGUACAAAAAAAUAAUGAACUGGAGAGAAACGUUAAUCUUUCCUCCUGAGAUGCCAAUUUCAGAUAUUGCAAGAGACCUAAUUCAGAGGUGAAGGAAAUAACUCACUACAUACAAAUCAUUAGUAAUGGUAAUAGGACUGAGUGGAGUCCAAUCAGUCUGUAAUCUUACGGGUGAUUUAACAAAACUGGACGACCUUGUAGUGGGAGUCCAGUUGGUAUGGUCCAGACCGAAUUGGACGACACAAAGUUCUGUUACGAAUUAAUCAUAACUAUUACAGAAUUUGUGAGAUUUCAGGUUUUUUUAAAAAUUAAAACUCAGGAAAUUCCACAAGUUUUUGCCAGUGAAAAAAACAAAAGCCUUUUAAGUGUUCACAUGGUGGUGCAUACUGUCCCAUUACUAAUAGGACAGUAUAUCAUAUGCAGCAUCACAAGCGCGCCCUUAAUUAGUUUUUUUUUUUUUUUUUUCACUGCUAGCAAAAAAACUCUCGGAAUUCCUUCUGUUUUAAGUUUAAAGAAAGUCUAAAAUAUUACAAUUUUUGUUGUAGUUAUGAUUAAUUGGUAAAAGAACUUUGUGUCGUCCAAUUCGGUCUGUAAAAAUCAUACUGUCUCGUGACUAAACAAAUGGGACUCCUAUUACCAUUAUUAAUAUUCAUGAAUGUCAAUACACCAUUCAUUGUUAUUAAUUUAUGAAUCAAAUUUUUCAUCUCAGUCAAAUAUGUCUUAAGUUUUCACAGUCUUAAUAAAUACUAUAAAUUAAUUAUGAGAGUACCUAUUCAUUUCCUGUCAUUGGAGAAAUUAAAGGCUUGUGACAUAACCCUAGUCAAUUAGCAACAAGGUGUGCUAUAAAUUAUUAUGUGAUAGAGGUGCUGCCGUUCUUAGCUGUCUCAACAUUUAAAGACAUAAUUAAACCAUGAUAAGGGCCUUUGUUUUGACUUCACUGGUACCUUCAAAUAACAUUGGUAAUCAUUUUCAAAUAAUUUCAUCUUUUAGAUGGUGCUGUGAUGCAGAUAAAAGACUUAAUAGCAUUGAUGAAAUCAAGGCUCAUCCAUUCUUCAAUGGUGUGGAUUGGCAAAACAUAAGGUAUAAAAGAUCAGUAUUUUUAUUUUUUUUCUCUAUACCAAAUUCAUUUUCAAAGAGUUAUGUCAAUAUUUUUCUCCCAUUUCCUUUUUGUCCAACAACAAUGUUUCCUGUCAAUGAAUAGUUAGUACCACCAGCAGAUACUGAAAACCUUGUGUAGCCCAUACUCUCAAUCUUGUAGGCUGUCUGUCGAGUGGGUAUUUUUGAUGAUUUGACACUCCUGGAGCUCUUAGUGAUCAACAGUGGUGGAUUGAUUGACUUUUUUUACAAAUACUAGAAAAUAAAUUAUAAUACCAUGCACAAGUUGAAUUCACAAAUAUCCAGCCAGCAGAUAGAUCCUGAAUUCAAGUCCCACUCUGACCUGAGUAGUUGUCUGUCUUUUCAACUCCUUGGUUGGUCGGGUUUCAAUGAACGCCAACGACCGACGAAACGUGUCUGUUACUUUGCUCAAAGAAGUUGGCUACUUUUUCCCCGAAAGAAGAAGUAGCUAGUAUUAAUAUCUCAACAAUGUUGUAAAAAGUAUAUCAUAAAAUCUGAAUAAAAACAUUAAAGCCCAGUGGUUAUUUGUUAUUCUUUAGUUAUGCAAAUGCUGUGUUUCAGUCUGACUCAAUUUUUCACACGCUUCUUUUUAGGUUUAAGCAGAAUUUGUUCACAUGCAAAUGUACAUGAUUUUGAUUACCGUCAUUUGUUCGGCAUCACUCGCAAGAGUUGAUUGUGUGGCUGAUAAAUCGAAACUAAUGAAUGAAAGCUACAUUUUUUCUAUGAAAGACCCUCUUGUUUGUACUCAUUUUUGUCCUCAGAACACUGGAGAACACAUUUUAGGGCUUUGAAAGUUCAAAAUUUUUCUGAGGGAGCAUGCCCCCAGACCACGCUAUAAGAAGGGGACUAACAGCCCCUUGUUGAUACACUCAGUUUCUCUAUUCAAAUCUGGUGGUUACUUCAAUUAAUAUUGAAACCCCGGGUUGGUCAGGCUUGGAAAUGGCCAAGUGGUUUGUCUCCUGCUAGCUGGGAUUCUUUUGAUUGUGAUUGUUUUAUUAAAAUUAGCUGCCCAAUGGUGUCUUAAUUCCAGCUGGGUAACGAGAAAUAUUUAUGCCAAAUCUAUGCAAUCUUCAGUUGCUAAUUAUAAACAGAUCAUACCUAUACUGUUGUUUUCUUCAUAUUUAGGGAAAGACCCGCUGCCAUUCCAAUUCAUGUCAAAUCCAUUGAUGACACUUCAAAUUUUGAUGACUUUCCAGAAUCAGAAUUUGAAUCGAGUAAGUUCUAAUAAAAAAUAACAUAUUAUAGAUAAAGACUACACCUUGCCCAACAGCAAGUUCCAACAAGGCAUUGCAUUCUAACUGCUGUUCCUCAAUACUGAGGGUACAUGUGGUCAUGCGCACAGGCACACCCCUUAUGCAAGGGUAUGAGUGGGGACUGGGUUGAGUUGUGAGCAGUGGGGGUGGUUUUGGUUGGUAAUGGUAGGGGAGGGUACUGCAAAAAAGGCAUUCCUCAUGCAGACGUUGGCAUCUGUGUUGUUUUGCUUUAUGUAGAGAAGAAAAGUUGUUUAUGUCGCUUUGCCUUGCUAGCAAAAUUCCUGGAUCUCAAUAAACCGUGGUCCUGCAAAUGUGGCAGAAAAAAGUGAAAAAAAUUGACAUGUAUGACUUUCCUGUGCCCGAUUGAACUCAGAAACAAAACAGUAGCCCAUCGUAGCCCAUACAGUCUGUACCUUUCUUGCAGCAUUAAAUUAAAUUUUGACGAUGUAAAUGCUGUCUCUGUCAAGAAAGAUUAUUGUGAUCCAGAAAUCUUGCUACCAUGUUAUACCUGGCAUCACAUUUCUCCUCUCUAUUAUUGUACACACAUCACAAGAAGUAUCGUAACUUGUAACAAGGAAAUAAUUGUUAUGUCCAAUAGACCUUUUUACCAAUACGGCGGCCAUAUUGAAUUUAUUAUAUUUUAGGAGUAUUAUGGGAUGCCCAGGGGGCACUCGCUCAGUAUUUACGCAGGCUUUUUGGGCAAAAUGAGAACUUCAGUGAUUGUUUAUCGGCAAAAAGGUGAUCAUUAUUACAUCCAAACACGGCACAACAAUCUUUUUUUCCCAUUACAAUCUUUUUCUAGGAAAACUUAAAGAAAAAGUGGCCCGAAAAGCGCAUAAAUACUGAUGCGAGUAUAUCGGAUCGUGCUCAUGCCCCCUAAGCAUCCCAUAAUACUGCUUCAAUCCAAGUAAUUCAAUAUGGCCGCCGUAUUGGUAAAAGGGUCUAUUACUUAGCGACUUAACAUUUUCUUUUUUGUUUUGUUGUAGAUUGGUUUAGGGACCCAAAAUCUGACACAGCUGGAGGAAAAGAUUGGGUUUUUCUGAAUUACACAUUUAAACGUUUUGAAGGACUCACACAACGAGGGGUUAAAGUUCCACUCCUUUAAACCAGUCAAUUCAAAGAAAUAUUUUCCUAUCAUUUUUACAUGUUAGCUGCAAGCAACCCCUUCAUCUUCCUCAUUUUUGAGUAGGAGAGUGAAGGAAAGGUGUGUAAAUAUAGUUCAACUCUGAUUUUUUUGUCAGACAACAAACCUGCUCUUAUAAAAAAGGAAAUUUAUGUUGUAAGAGAUGAACUUUGUACUAAGAAAUUGAAGAUGUUAUUAUACGUGAUACUUUGUUACACAAAAUUUUGGUGACAUGCUAACAUGGCAAUUUUUAAAAUUCCAAUGUAACAGUUUAUCAGCACUUUAAGCUAUUUUUCAACACAGUUCCAUUAACGUUUGUAACUUCACCAACUUAAAAACGCUUUAAUAGACAAAAUAACUUCUCUGUGGUGGGUUACAAAUGUGUUAACCAUGCUGCAUUUAGCCCUAUAUGUGCUAUGAACCAUUAGACUAAAAUUUAACAAUUAAUUCUUCAUAAACAGAAAUGAAAAAAAUUAGUGUUAGUCUUGACAGAAUUCACGUCAAGCUUGAUAGCUGUACAGUAUAGAUGUAAUGUUGAACAGUUCGAUUACACAUAGACAGAAUGAUUUACCUUGAAAUUUUUUAUGGGCUCCACAGGAACCUAUACAAUAAUAAUUAUUUGAAUAGAGUACAUAAUGGGGUUAGUAUGUUAGCAUUAAUAUAAUACUAAGCGAUGAUUAUUUUUUCUGAAUUUGCUGUCUAUACUGGUGUUGCCAAAAUUGUGUGUAAUGAGGCAGUUUAAAGGCCAAAUACCCAAGUUAGCUUUUCCGUUUUGAGAAGUUAAUACAUGUAUGCACUUGAGGAUUCAAAGUUUUUCAUAAAUAUAUCCCAGGGUUUUGUCAUCAUGGGGUAUUUUUGUCUUGUGAGGUGUACUCAAAAAUUAUGUCAUUAAUUAAGUUCAGAGGGAUACAGUGUAACUGUGAUAGGGUGAUUUUAGCAUUAAUUUUUCUAUCUGAAGUCAUUGAAUAAUAGUUGUGUAUUUUGUAAUUAUUUAAAUAAGUACAGUAAAUAUUGAUACUGUUAAGUCUGCUGGUAAAUCUGUUUUAAUAAGUUUUCCAAACAGGCUCAAGAUUUGUAAUGUUCAUAUUGGAUCAAAGAAACUAAGACUGACUGUAAAGUAGAAGUAAGAUUUAAUAUUUCCUGAAGUAAACACAAGUCAUACUGUAUUUCCAUUAUAAUAUGUUUGAAAAUGACACAUUCAGCUAAGGUUAAGACAGUAAACUUUAUGCGUAAACUAAAUGCAAAAAAAGUGUCGUAGAUUAUUUUACACCAAAGAACAGGGAUUUAUACUUAAAAAGAAUUUUCACAUUACUGUUGGGUAAGAUUUUCUGUGUAUUGUUUGUAACAACUUAAUAAUCAAUAGCUGUAGCUGCUGCAUUAUUGAAAAUUAUCUUUGUAUUAUUGUAGUCCGAAUAAUUCAUAGUUUUGCAUUCAUACUGGGAGAGGCACACAGGGAUUACAGUGACAAGGAGAGUAGUGCAACUCUUAUGUAGCAUUCUUUGUGUCAAGGGGAGUUUUCAAAAAACACAACGAAUUGCUGCAUGGGAGGCAGAAGGGGAGCUGCAAAGAACGCUUUCAGUUCUGAGAUUUACGAUCCAAUGAUUUAACUUUAUUAGGGGUGACCUUACUUAACACACCUCAACGCAAUUAUGCAAAAUACACCCUUUCCUAGAUGGGUGUUCAUCAUGCUUUAUUCGUCCAGUUGUACAUAAUGGGAAAUACGUUAUAUUAUUUCUUACAUAUAGAAUCACAGGUACCACAAUCAUUUUGUAAAUAGACAACAAUAUUACUAAGCAACAUUCAUCUAUUUCAGUAGUCUGAAUUGUCAGCUGUCUCCACCCCUCCCCCCCCAUGCCCCCCACAGGAUAGGGGGUGGAGACGGCUGACAUUUCAGACCAUCAUUUCAGCAGCUCUGCAGAUCCUAAUCACUGACACCGUACAUUUCUGUGAAAUGUUAUUACUGGUAACCCUUGAUUGAACCUCGCUAACCCUAGAAGACUAUGCACUUUCACAGCUUUUAUUCCCUUAAAACUCUGUUUUUAACUCGCAUGUUCUUUACACAAUCAUGCUCCAUACAUUUUUAAUGGUGUCAUACUGAGGAAAAUUUGUUUGUACAAGGAAUUUAAGACAUUCGUAACCUAAUCUCCUUUAACUCAUGAGCUUUGCAGCUGAUUUAUUAGUGAUAUUGUUGGAAGAAAAAUAGAUGCUGGUCAUUGUUAAGGGUUUACAGGAUUAACAAAGGUCUCUUGGCAAAUUAAUGGGGUAGGGAUGAAACAUUUUGAAAUAAUGAGCUGAUAGAGAUCGCCAUUAAAUGCCUUUGAUUUUACAUUGCUAGUUGAUCAAGAAGUGCUAAUUGACAAUACAGUUUGUGAAAUUAAUAUUACAUUUUGUGCUGAAUUCAUGAGAGAGUAGGGCAGACUACAGUUACCUCUUGAAUAGCAGUAAAGUGUCAUUAAAAAAUCCUGCUCUUUAAUGCAAGUUGAUCAUCACCAG
Molecule: messenger RNA, 13616 nt
Organism: Porites evermanni
Lineage: Eukaryota; Metazoa; Cnidaria; Anthozoa; Scleractinia; Poritidae
Source: the annotation of a GenBank genome assembly